Messenger RNA from Pistacia vera, 1909 nucleotides. Its product is annotated as cilia- and flagella-associated protein 251-like. Bases 47 to 1615 code for a protein of 522 amino acids. NCBI's taxonomy places the organism in Eukaryota, Viridiplantae, Streptophyta, Magnoliopsida, Sapindales, Anacardiaceae. The transcript is spliced from 2 exons. The record is from RefSeq and is a predicted model, not a curated record.
AACAUUACAAUUUGGGGAAAAAAAAAAGAAAAAAAAAAAGAUAGCAAUGGAGCUUGAAUUGGGACUCAAGAUCACCCAUAACAGGGAUGAUUUGACUUCCAAAAUGGCUGAUUUCAGGAUCACAAAAGAAUCCUCUGGCCCUCUUUUCAUGUCUACAGAAACUGACUCCAAGUUCAUCCUCAUUGGCCAUCUCAAAGGUUUCAGAAGGGAGAACAUUGACAUUGAGAUAAAUGAAGCCGGGAAUCGAAUUGCAAUUGGUGGGAAGAAGCCUGUUCAGGAGAUGGUGUUGCUGGGUUGGAUUAUGGUCAGGAAAGAGGUGGAGGUAAAGGCUUUCAGGAAAGUUUUUCGGAUUCCGGAAAGGGUGAAAUUAGAUAAAAUUAAGGCCAAGCUUAAUGAUGAAACAUCAACCUUGACAAUUGUUAUGCCGAAAUUGGACAAGGGAAUUUGUGGGGUUGGGAUUGAGGAAGUGAAGGAAGAGGAGGAAGAGGAGGAAGAUAGAGGGAGAACUGAAGCUGAGGAAGUUCCCGGAAUUGAGAAAGCAAAAGAGGAAAUUCAGAAAGAGUCUGAAAAGCCAAUAGAAAAGGAAGAAACUGACCAGGUUGUGGAAAGAGAGGUUCCUGAAACUAUAGAGCAAAAGAAUGAAAGCUUGGAGGAUUCUGGUCAGGUUUUGGAAAAAGCAAGUGAUCAGGGACAACCUGCAGCAACAAAAGCUGAAGAGUUUCCGGGAGGAGACUAUGCUGGGGAGGCUGUAAAGGAAACACCUGAAGAACUCACGGAAGAAAUUGCUUCGGAAGAGCAAAAGGUUGACGGAGAUGAGUCCAGGACAUUUUCAAAUGAAGCUGAAAAGGUUCCUGAAAGAGUCAAAGAGCCUGAAGUUAAAAGCUUGGAAGAAAAUGAUCAGGUUGUGGAGCAAUCACCUGGAGGCCCAGAAAUUGAGCCUCAGGCCAGUACUGAAAUGAAUCAAGCAACUGGGUCUGUGGAACCUCAUGAAGCAGCCGAGAAAGAGAGUGAUCGCCCACAGAAAACAGAAUCACCACCAACCGAAGAAACUCAGAGAGAAAAUCAUCCUGAAGAAAGAGCACAGGUGCAAGAAUUGGAAGAACAAGUUCCUAGUCCGGAGAACAUUGAAUCUAAAAUCCCUGGAGAUGAUCAAAUGACUGCGCCAACUGAACCUCCAAGUUCACCAUCAAAUGAGAUUGAAGAGGAAGAAACUACAAAAGAAAAGCAUCAACUGCAAAAUGAAAAGCCCGGAGAAUCACCGAGGCAGGAACCUGGAGAAGAAGUUCAAGAAUCAACAAAACCUGAAUCCCAUCAGGAACCUGAGCAGCAAGAAACAUCAAAUCUGAAUAACUUGGCAGAUCAAACUAGUGAAGAAACUCAAGGGAAAGAAAUUAAAGAAAAAGAAACUAGAGAAGAAAUAUCUAAAGAAAAAGUUGAGGAACAUGAAUCUCUGGAAUUGGAGAAGCAAAACGAUCUGAGUGAGGAAGCAUCCCAAAUGAAGAAGCAUGUUGAAAAAAUGUCCAAGAUGUGUCCUCCUCUUGUUGUUGCAGGAUCAGCCUUACUUGUAUCUAUUUUAGUGCUUGUUUUCCAUUUCAUUAGAGCUAAGAAAACAUAAACCAAAUUACAUCCCAAAUGGGAUUGUAUCAAUCACGCAUAUUUUUUAUACAAAUUGUGACAUUAUUUAUUUAUAGUUAAAUCAAUACAAUUAUUUGCUUUUUUCUGAUAUGACAAUACCAAAGAUCAUUUCUCAAAUAAGAUGCUGCAAUUUUUCCUUAUCAAAACUAGCAUAUUGUAUAAAAUUUUUGUAACAUUUUGAUUGAAGAACUUAAACACGCUCAAUCUUUACGCUAAGUUGUCACUGCAGUUAAGGAGUUAAUACCAUAAAAAGUUGCAGAGUUUCAUUAAUCAC